AUGGCGGAGCUCGCCCUCGGCGUCGUCGGUGUAGUGCCAAUCGUUGGAUUUGUUCUCCAGUCCUACAAGGCCAUUUCCAAGACGUUCCGUGACUUCCGGCACUGUUCAACCGUCGUCAAGAGAACCCGGAUCAUUCUCACGUACCAGGAGAGGAUCUUCAAGAACGAAUGUCAGUUACUACUGCAGCGUGCGCACCGCGGAGAUGAUGCAGUCGAUGAAAUGUUGGACGACCCUGAUCACCCCGAAUGGAUGAACGUAGACCUGGACCGAAAUAUCACCGUAUGGCUGGGCAGCAAUCGCGAAGCGUACCUGUGUACUGUAGAGGCGUGCUCGGAGGCGCUCGAGGGACUCCGGGAACAGUGCAAAGAAUUUGAGGCUGUGUAUGCCCAACAGAAGACGGGCGAACGGCUAAAGGACACCGUACGGCGCCUCCGCAAGGUACAAGAAGGAUUCAAGAUUGCUAUCAACGAGGCUGAAUACUGCCGAGUCAUAGCGAACCUGAAAGAGUCGACCGAGGCCCUCAUCUUGCUCAGGACGCAGAUCCUGGAUCUUGAGAAAGGGGGGACGGCAAUCCGCGUGAAGAGCAGACCACCGCCGCCCAACGAAUGGGCAAGCGUACAGAAAACCCGCCGCGCAUCGCAAGCCCUCCAUGAAGCGCUGUCAGAGGCUUGGAACUGUGGACAGGCAGUCCAUGAGAGACAUUUCGUCAAGCUCUUUACCGAAAGUGAGCUCAUCUGCAACGAGAUCCAGCUUAGCCUUGCUUUCGCCAGCCAGGACAAUGCUCAUGAGACGGGAUUCAGCACACUGGUAGAGCUGGUCGUGCGGUCUCAGGCGCUGGAACAUCCCAAGCUUCCGUCUAUCAGGCUGCCUACCGGUAAGGAUGUGCUCAGAUCGUCCAACCGAGUAAUCGAGGUCGACACCGACCUUCCACGAACAGACCCUCAGUCACAUAUAUCUUAUGAUCUUCGUUCUACAAAAGACUUUUGCUGGGAAUUAACGCAGAGGGCUCAGCCACUUCCGCAAAAGGCCGCUACCGUGUGUAUCGGCCACCUCGACAUCACUACGGACCCAGGCUAUAGGUACUCGUUCUUCCCAAGGCUCCAUGAUAUUGCCUGUUGCAACCAAGCGGUAUCACUUUCACAGAUGCUCAAUUCUUCAACAUGGGACUCCGUGUCUAUUGUGACUAAGCUCAAGCUUGCGCGGGCUCUCGUUCUGGCGAUACUCAGAUUUCACUCGACGCCUUGGCUUAAUGACGUGUGGCGGCUGCAGGAUCUCUCUAUCUUCUCGCGGAGCCAAGAUGAUUUGUCUGAAACCCUCGGGACUCUACAUGUCGGUGUUGGCCUUGCACAGAAGGACACACGCCGGCAAGUAGCAGACUCAACGGAUGAAAUUCAGGUGGCAGCGAACCACCAGACUGCGGGGGCGGAUUAUGACCAGUUGCUCUAUGGCGUUGAUAACCUCAGCCUGCACAGCCUCGGCGUGGCAUUGCUCCAGAUUGAUAGGUGGCAGAGCUUGGAGAUCGAGACGCCCGACGACAUUGUUGGGGUCCGGCGGAUGUCGAGGUGUCGCUUUUCCCUCGGACCGCAGUACGGCGAGAUUACAAGAAAGUGUCUACGUUGUGACUUUGGCCACGGCUACGACUUGACGAAACCGGAGUUGCAGGAGGCGGUUUACAACAACACGAUAGGGGUGCUAGAGGAGAUGAUAGGCGUACUGGAUUUCGGCGAGGAGAAUGAAGAGUCUUUCUGA
Colletotrichum orchidophilum is the source of this 1749-nucleotide messenger RNA. RefSeq lists its product as uncharacterized. The transcript has 2 exons. Lineage: Eukaryota; Fungi; Ascomycota; Sordariomycetes; Glomerellales; Glomerellaceae. The coding region runs from base 1 to 1749 and encodes 582 amino acids. The record is from RefSeq and is a predicted model, not a curated record.